AUGGCGGAAUCGUCCAACGCCGACACCAUGGUCUCCGGCUUGAAGACUUCCACCGAAGAGAAUUCCAGUGAGGGAGAACAGUCCAGUCCCAGGGACUCCUACUCACGCGGUACGGACAGAUCCACCACACAGAGCCAGGCGGACUCGCCGACCCCGGCUUCUAGAAAAAGGUCGACUCCCGAACCCGCCGCUCUUCAGUCUUCAGUUCAGACGAGGUCGCGCAUAAAGCGCCGAUGUGUUCAAAGGGCUCGUGCGGGGUUGCAAACCUCUUCUCCUAGCCAGGAAGUUUCAAAGAUUAAUGAGACCUCCAGCGGGGUCAUCGAAGAGGUGCCGAUGCCAUCUACUGCCCCUGGUCCCUCCAACUCGCCACGCGUGACGGAUCAUUCGUCUGACCAGCAUACUGCAAAGCCGAUUGUUACCACCUCGGCUUCCCUUCCUUUCUUGGGAGAGGGGUGCGAUCCUUCGAGCUUGCUGACAUUCGACCCCGAUUCCAUCGAGCCAGCCGCCCCUAAAACAGGUGAAGAGCCAAAUCUUGGUGCAGUCGACGGUCCGCUCCAGCGUCUCAAAGUCCUGCUCUCCUCCCCAGUUGACGCUCUGGUUGAGGACCCUGAGACGAUAAGGGGCAUCCUCGUGGACAUCCUGCCUCGUCUCCCAGUGGUGCUGGUAGCUAAGCUCUGGCCGACAGUGACUUUCCAGCUGGUGAUGGGGAGAGACGAGGACGACGAGGUCGAGAUUGCUGAGGUGGAUCGAAUCCGUGCCGAUGCUCUUCACGCUCUUAAUGCAUUUCUUCAAUAG
Molecule: messenger RNA, 795 nt
Organism: Lolium rigidum
Lineage: Eukaryota; Viridiplantae; Streptophyta; Magnoliopsida; Poales; Poaceae
Exons: 5
Coding region: 1-795 (264 amino acids)
Source: RefSeq, a predicted model, not a curated record